Molecule: messenger RNA, 1950 nt
Organism: Fusarium oxysporum Fo47
Lineage: Eukaryota; Fungi; Ascomycota; Sordariomycetes; Hypocreales; Nectriaceae
Product: heterokaryon incompatibility protein-domain-containing protein
Exons: 5
Coding region: 1-1950 (649 amino acids)
Source: RefSeq, a predicted model, not a curated record
AUGUUGAUAUGUCUCUUGCUUCCUCUGCUUCCUCUGCUUCCUCCUGCUUUCGCUGGGCUUGAUAGAUUUGUGCUCGCACCCCUUUACCAUAACGUAGCGUGCUGUCAAGCAGAAAACAAUCUGAGAAGUUACAGCCUUAUGUCGUCUCCCAACAAAGAUAUAGAGGCCUCUCCACUCGUCUAUCAACCCCUCAACAAGGAUCAACGAGAAAUACGUCCUCUUGAGAUCCUCCCCAACCCUCCUGACGGCAAAGUCAACUGCAAACUGCACAUCGUCCUUCUUACACCGGAUCUUUACUACACUUGUAUCUCCUACGUCUGGGGUGACCCGAACGUCACUGAAGAGAUUAUUGUUGAUGGUGUCCCACGACAAGUUACCGUCACCCUUGCUACUGCACUUCGGCAUGUGAAGAGGCAUUGGACUGAGAUCGAAAGGAAGUCAGAUCCCGACCUUGAUACCUCUAAGUUUCGCUUGUGGGCUGAUGCACUCUGUAUCAACCAAGAUGACCUAACUGAAAGACUGCACCAAGUCAGCAUAAUGGCGGAUAUAUAUUCUUCAGCGGCAAUGAUCCUGGCUUGGCUUUCUUCAAAAGAUGACGAUGUCAUCAAAGCGUUCGAUGUUCUCGAACGGAUAGUCCGCAUCGCCGAAGAAAAGGCUGGACCGAUCAAGCUUUCUUGGGAGCCCAAACAGCUUUCCUGGCUCUUUUCACAUAAAUCUACUCUUUUUGAUGUACUAAACCGUGAUAUCAUUCUCGAGGGACCUUACGGACCUGUUUUCAAUUUCUGGAACAGAGUGUGGAUUUACCAGGAGCAUUCGUUAUGCUUCGUGGCAUUAGUCGGUCUUGAUGAUUACAUGCAGCACAUGACUAAAACGAGCAUAGAGUCUACACAGCGAUUCAACACCAGAGGGCUAAGGUUCUCUUUCUCCAGAAUCUUCCACCUCUUCUUCACCCGAUUUGUCUCUCAAGGAUUCAUCGAUACAAAUAAAAUACCUGCAUAUGGUAUGUGGCACUUGGGCUUGUACUUCGCUCUGGGUUCCGAGGCCUCCAACGAUUUGGAUUAUAUCUAUGGCCUCUUUGCUGUCACCAAGUCGCCAAUAGCACCCGACUAUUCCAAGUCCAUUCGUGAAAAGAGGGCAAAGAAGCAGAAUUGGGAGGUCAUAUGCAAAGACGAAUGGCGAUAUGAACUCUUUAACUUCUUGAACAGCCAUGCUGUUGGCCUGAAACGUCUUUACGGGCUCCCGAGCUGGGCUCCUGAGUUUUCAAAAGCUGACAGGCGAAAGGCAAUCGUAAGAGACCCCACGGAGCGUCGCUCGGCAUUUGUUACAGUGCCUGAGCUAUUCAACCGCCUGCCCAUAGCUGUUGUCUGUGAUAGCUUAUGGGUCAAGGGAAUCAAGGUCCAAGUUGUAAAGACUGUCUAUGAAAAGACUAUUUCUAAUACGCUCACGUCAUAUGGACUACAACAAUGUAUCAUGUCUUUUACCCAGUCACCAAAGGAUAUGUACCCCACUGGCAAAACCGUAUUAGAGGUACUGUGCUGCACUCUGCUACGAAAAGAAGCCUAUGAAAACUAUGCUUUCGACGUAGGUCUUUGCACAGGCUGCUGGCUAUACUAUUCGGGCAAACUUGUGACCUCGAAACUGGGGAUGGAAUGGUCUCAAAAACCCUAUGUUAAAUCAGUACUAUCCGAGUGGUUGGAGGCGGGACGAAGUUUCGACGGCAACAAGUUAUUCACAACCGAGGAUGGCUAUAUCGGCACGAUGUCAGACGAUGUGUUGCCUGGAGAUGUGGUUUGUGUUCUUGCAGGCUCGAGCGAGCUUGCAGUCCUCCGUCCCGAGGAUGACCACUACCUUUUUGUUGGGUGUUGCUUUAUGAUAGGUCUGAUGAAUGGCGAGGUCUCGGAGUUUCUGGCAUCAGGGAGAGCCAAGAUUGAGACGAUUGAGAUUCGAUAG